Messenger RNA from Aspergillus caelatus, 669 nucleotides. Its product is annotated as cytidine deaminase-like protein. Bases 107 to 502 code for a protein of 131 amino acids. The record is from RefSeq and is a predicted model, not a curated record. Gene Ontology annotation, cellular component: cytosol. The transcript has a single exon. Gene Ontology annotation, molecular function: cytidine deaminase activity; zinc ion binding. NCBI's taxonomy places the organism in Eukaryota, Fungi, Ascomycota, Eurotiomycetes, Eurotiales, Aspergillaceae.
UGAACCAACCCUCUUCCAACAAGAACAACAACAACAACAAAAAAAAAUAAAAAGAAAGAGAGAGAGAAACCAAAAAAUAAAAAAUAAAAAAUAAAAAAUAAAGAAAAUGUCCACCCUAACCCCCCAAGAAACCACCCUCGUUGAAACCGCCACAAAAACAAUAACCAGCAUCAAACCCUCCAACACGCACAGUGUCGCCAGUGCCAUCCUCGCCUCUGACGGCCGGAUCUUCUCCGCCGUAAACGUCCACCAUUUUACCGGUGGCCCUUGUGCCGAACUCGCUGCCUUGGGGAGUGCUGCCGCUGCUGGGGCGGAGAAUCUCACACAUAUUGUGGCUGUUGAGGAUACCCGACAGAUUUUGAAUCCAUGUGGACGGUGUCGACAGGUUUUAUUCGAUUUGUGGCCUGGGAUUAGGGUUAUUGUUUUGAGUGAGGAGGGGCCUAGGGUUGUUGGUAUUGGGGAGUUGUUGCCUUUCGCUUAUUCUUGGCCUGGGGAGGAGUAGCCUUUUAUUAUAGUAUUUAUUUUUAUCAUUUUGUCCCUUUUGGGAGGGGGUUGAGGGGUGAAUUGGAGUGAGUAUAUUAGAUGGUUUUGUUGAAAAUGGUUCUAUAUCUGUUAGAGCGACGCUUGACAAGUGGAAGAGAGUUAUUUUGAAUGCCUGUCUAUUAUUAU